Messenger RNA from Cottoperca gobio, 1986 nucleotides. It is a transcript of the gene slc34a1b, whose product is annotated as solute carrier family 34 member 1b. The coding region runs from base 1 to 1986 and encodes 661 amino acids. NCBI's taxonomy places the organism in Eukaryota, Metazoa, Chordata, Actinopteri, Perciformes, Bovichtidae. Gene Ontology annotation, biological process: intracellular phosphate ion homeostasis; sodium-dependent phosphate transport. The transcript has 12 exons. Gene Ontology annotation, molecular function: sodium:phosphate symporter activity. The record is from RefSeq and is a predicted model, not a curated record. Gene Ontology annotation, cellular component: apical plasma membrane; brush border; vesicle.
AUGUCCUCUAUAACUAUAGUGUCCUAUGGAUGGACACAAGGGGUCAACCACAAUGAAUUGAGGAUGCACGGCACUCGGCUAUCCUCACAUCCAAAACUCCCGCAGGAAGAGGACAGGGAGUCUGGCAUCGGGUCCACCCUUGACCUCAGCAACAGUAACCAACACACCAAUCACCACUCCAACAAGCUUUCACUCAGGGAGGGAGACAGACUCCCUAAAGAGAAAGACAGCUCUCCACAGACCACAGCAGUGAGUCUGAACAAGAUCAAGCCGCUUCUUAUCAAUCUAUCCAAGAUCCCUCUCCUCCUCAUCCUCCUCUUCCUCUUUGUUUGCUCCUUGGACACUCUGAGCUCUGCCUUCCAGUUAGCAGGGGGUAAAGUAGCAGGGAGCAUUUUCCAGGACAAUGUGGUGCUGUCUAACCCUGUGGCAGGGCUUGUGGUGGGGAUCUUGGUUACGGUGCUAGUCCAGAGCUCAUCCACCUCCACCUCCAUUGUCGUCAGUCUGGUGGCCUCUGGAUUGCUAGAAGUGAGGUCGGCUGUUUCAAUCAUUAUGGGGUCCAAUAUUGGGACUUCAGUCACGAACACCAUAGUGGCCAUGAUGCAAGCAGCAGAGAAGACUGAGUUUCAACGUGCCUUCGCUGGGGCAACGAUCCACGACUGCUUCAACUGGCUGUCGGUGCUGGUUCUGCUGCCGCUGGAGGUGGCGAGUGGCUUCAUGGCCCGGCUCUCACACCUGCUGGUAACCAGCUUCAAGCUUCAUCCUGGGAAGGAAGCCCCUGAGAUGCUCAAGGUCAUCACAGAGCCAGUCACCAAGCUCAUCAUACAGCUAGACAAGUGUGUGAUCACGGGGAUCGCCAUGGGAAAUGAGGACAUGAGGAACAGGAGCCUGGUUAAAGAAUGGUGCCAGACUGACCUUGUUAUGUCCACUGACAAUGUAAGCACUGCAAACUGUAGCUCCAGUCAUGACUCAUCGUCACUGAAGUGUAGGCAUUUGUUUGUGUCUACCGGGCUGUCAGACCUGACAGUUGGCCUGGUUCUCCUGGCGGGCUCUCUGGCCGUCCUCUGUACCUGUCUGCUGCUUCUGGUGAAACUGCUCAACUCUCUCCUUAAAGGCCAGGUUGCAAUGGUCAUCCAUAAAGUCAUCAACACAGACCUGCCAUAUCCGUGUGGGUGGCUGUCAGGAUACAUAGCCAUGUUUGUGGGUGCAGGGGUAACGUUUGUGGUCCAGAGUAGCUCUGUCUUUACUUCAACCAUGACUCCUCUUAUAGGUGUUGGUGUGAUUAGCCUGGAGCGGGCCUAUCCCCUCACCCUCGGAUCCAACAUCGGCACCACUGCCACAGCCCUGCUUGCAGCUCUGGCCAGUCCUGGGAACAAGCUCGCAGCCGCCAUACAGAUUGCUCUGUGUCACCUCUUCUUCAACGUCUUUGGCAUUCUGCUGUGGUAUCCUCUUCCUUUCACACGCCUGCCAAUAAGGAUGGCUCGUGUCCUGGGUGAGCGCACUGCCAAGUAUCGCUGGUUUGCAGUCUUGUACCUUCUCCUGUGCUUCGUGCUCCUGCCAUCGCUGGUGCUGGGCCUCUCGCUGGCAGGCUGGCGGGUGAUGGCUGCCGUCGGGGCUCCUUUCCUGUGUUUGACCACCUUCAUCACCAUGGUAAAUGUGAUGCAGGCCCGUAGUCCCCGCCACCUGCCUACUAAGCUCCAGAGCUGGGACUUCCUGCCCCAGUGGAUGCGCUCUCUCAAACCUCUCGACCGACUCAUCACCAAGGCAACUGUCUGCUGCGGCGGCUCUGCUGCGGAGGGGCAGGGAGAUGAAGAAGAGGAGCACAUAUCGACACAGACAACCUCUGUCAACAGGCAGGAAGAGUCCGCCCAUAGGAAGGCACAGCUGGCUUAUGAUAACCCAGUCCUGGACUACCUGGAUGAGAGCAGACCAGGUGUAAGGGUGCUGAAAUUAAAAGGGUUAGAGAGGUGCAACAGCACUCCACUGUAG